Panicum virgatum (switchgrass) is the source of this 905-nucleotide messenger RNA. RefSeq lists its product as uncharacterized. NCBI's taxonomy places the organism in Eukaryota, Viridiplantae, Streptophyta, Magnoliopsida, Poales, Poaceae. The record is from RefSeq and is a predicted model, not a curated record. The coding region runs from base 1 to 537 and encodes 178 amino acids. The transcript has 4 exons.
AUGCCUUUUUUUGGAUUAGUAACCCGUUUUUCCUCUAAAUUCCUAAAAUAUAGGGGAUAUUGUAGAGAAAGUUGUAGAUGUGCCAGAAAAGGCGGUCUCCGUGGUGCGGGCGAGUACUUCCCAGAUUUCAUCGGGAAGUGUCAUGCCGCAAGAGAAGCUAAAGCUUGCAUUCAAGCUGCUGGGGAGGUGUUGGAGGAGGGGAGUAGCCAGCCUCCGGACAAUGCGGAGCUAAAUGCUCUGAGAGAGCGGGUAAAAACACUCUCGUCCGAGAAGGCUUUUCAGGAGAAAAUCAAGAAACUUUCCAAGGCCAAGAAAGAUGAAAUCGAGAAGCUCAAGAAGAUCAAGACGGAUUCUGACCGAGAGGUGGCAACUUGUCUUCAACAGCUUAAAACUUUGUCAGAAUCUCGGGACUUGAUGCAGCAAGAGCUUGAAGAACUCAGAGAUGCUGCUCAAGAUGUGGCAGGACUUGUGGAGAUCCCGGAGGGGAAUGAAAAAGAAACCGCUUACGCUGGCGGGGAGGCUUCGGAAAGUACCUGAGAGCUUUGAAAGGUACGUCUCCACAACCACCCGACAAUACGUGGAACAUGUACUCGGGUUGGUGAGGUCCUACUGGACACAUACUCCCCUUGAUCCACUUGGGAAGGGCGCAAAGGCUGACUGUACUGAUGAACAAUUCAAUCAGUAUCUGUAAGAAACUCCUGCCGUAGCAGACCAGAUAGUGGAGACUUUGAACAAGUCUAGGUCUCCCUGAACUGCUUGUGAAAAUUGUUUGGCGUGUGGGCCAAAAGUACUUUGAACAAAUGUUUAAUAUUUGUGUAAUGUCAAGUACUUGUUUUACGGUAGGAUUAUGCAAUCCUUUGGAUUGUCGAGUAAUUGAUACUCGAAAGGGAUGAGUUCUGGCGGCA